UUUUACUGGACAAAGGUAGCUUUCAUGGAAAGGACUUUACACUUGUUAUUUUUACCUCUCGUGUAAAACAAACUUUUAAUUCGUUACCCAAAAUUAUAAUUAAAUGAUAAUCAUUGAUUAUUUAUUCCUUACCCUUGUUUCUUCUCCUUCCAUGCAUCAUCAUCACCCUAAUUAUAAUCAAACCUAGACCAUCUAAUUACGACACUCCACUACUACUGGUACUAGUAACAAUUCCGAUGUUGACUGUGUACGGUCAAGAAAGGUCAGCGGACACCACCUCAAGUACGGCCGAUGCUUCCGAUAGCCGGGAUCAGACACCGGAGACCGUCGUGAGAGAUAUUCACGCGAUGACGACGACUACGGAGCUUUCUCGGCCACAACAACAAAGGGCAGGUGGAGGAUACUUGUCUCCGUCUGGGUCUAUUGCUUUUAGCGACGGAACUACUUCUUCCGGGGAGAAUUUCACCACCGUGAGCAGAGAGUUCAACGCUCUAGUCAUCGCCGGCUCUUCCAUGGACAACAACAGCGGGAAUAACCAAUCAGGUAGCAGUCAUCGUGACGUCAUACGUGACGAAAGAAACGAGCUGACCAGGAUCGGGGAAAACGACGAUGUUGGAGAUCAUGAUCACCAGGUGCCUGAGGAAGACUCGAAUCCUUGGGCGAUUGUACCGGACGGUUACAAUAACCGGGACGGUUCGGAGGACAAUAACAUCGUGUUGACGUCAUCAGGUGGUCAGAAUCGGAUGGUGGCGACUGCUUCGGUGCAGAGGGUUAAGAGGGAGGAGGUUGAAGCCAAGAUAACGGCGUGGCAAACGGCGAAGGUGGCCAAGAUUAAUAAUAGGUUUAAGAGACAAGACGCCGUUAUUAACGGUUGGUUGAAUGAGCAGGUUCAUAAAGCUAACUCUUGGAUGAAGAAAAUCGAGAGGAAAUUGGAAGAAAGGAGAGCCAAGGCGAUGGAGAAAACACAAAACAAAGUGGCUAAAGCUCAGAGGAAGGCAGAGGAGAGGAGAGCGACGGCCGAAGGAAAAAGAGGGACUGAGGUUGCUAGAGUUCUUGAAGUCGCUAAUCUCAUGAGAGCCGUGGGACGACCUCCGGCCAAAAGAUCCUUCUUCACUUUCUCCUAGCUCAUUUUAAUUAUACCAAAUAAAUUCCCAAUAUAUAUAGGCUACAAAAGGACCAUUUUGUGUUGGAAAAUCAAUUAAUGUGUAUAUAUAUUGAAUGUAAUGGUUUUAAAGGCACUGAUAAAUAUUUGUAAUUGUUUGCUUUAUACUUUGUUGCACCACAAAAGACUAAAUCAAAUGUUGUUUGUGAGCCAGGAAAAUAAAAAAAAGAUUGAAGCUCUUAUUA
Capsella rubella is the source of this 1347-nucleotide messenger RNA. RefSeq names its product remorin 4.1. Lineage: Eukaryota; Viridiplantae; Streptophyta; Magnoliopsida; Brassicales; Brassicaceae. The record is from RefSeq and is a predicted model, not a curated record. The transcript is spliced from 2 exons. The coding region runs from base 237 to 1124 and encodes 295 amino acids.